Molecule: messenger RNA, 471 nt
Organism: Fibroporia radiculosa
Lineage: Eukaryota; Fungi; Basidiomycota; Agaricomycetes; Polyporales; Fibroporiaceae
Exons: 2
Coding region: 1-471 (156 amino acids)
Molecular function (GO): protein binding
Source: RefSeq, a predicted model, not a curated record
AUGUAUCCUCUCCCCGAGCCGCCCACAAAAACCUCUCUCGCUGAAGCUCGCAGGGAUCUCGCUCUCCACCAACAGUCCGUAAAAGCCCUCUCCACUAAAAUCCAGUCCGCAGAGGAUGAGCUCUCCCGCAUCGUCGAGCAGUCGCGGUGCGCCAUCCACGAGCUAGAGAAAGAGCGCGCUGCGCUCGAGGACAGGGUCGCGCUCACCCUCGCCUACAUCUCCCCCAUCCGACGUCUCCCCCACGAGCUCCUCCGCUACAUCUUUCUCAUCGACUUUGACGAAUAUCCAUGCUGCGCGUGGGUCCUCUCUGCUGUCUGUUCUCUGUGGCGUAGGCUCGCCCUGUCUAUGCCCACGCUGUGGUCCAAGCAACCUCUGCAGACACCAUCCGCCUAUGGUUGGAACGCGCCGGGCACAGCGUUCCCCUCGACAUUGAAGUCUUCCUGCGAACGCAGCCUGUUCAUGCAGCCGUGA